This is a messenger RNA of Entrophospora candida, 1014 nucleotides long. The record is from the annotation of a GenBank genome assembly. Lineage: Eukaryota; Fungi; Glomeromycota; Glomeromycetes; Entrophosporales; Entrophosporaceae.
AUGCACAGACCAAUUCCACCAUUACCACUAAAGGUUAUAAAAAUGCUUAAAAACAACGAAACGAUAAUUAGUCACGAAGAAGAUCAAGAUGCAUUAGAUGAAAAUAAUUACGAACAAUUUCAACAAUAUAUCGAUCCUGACGAUAAUCUUGACGAAACCUAUAAUAAUGAAGAGAGUGCUACUACCAUCAAUAGCAGUGAUAAUUUUUAUAUUCCCCCUUUCAAACACGAUCUCGUUAGCAAUACCGAAAAUGACGAUUAUGAUUUUACUAUAGCGACUGGUGCAAGCGAAAACCACUUUUGUCCGAUGAAGAGUUUCUUGUAUAAAAUGAAUGAUGAAUUAGCCGAAUACCGUAUUCGUAUGAUCGUUUACGAUUUGGGAUUUUCCGAGAAACAAGUUAAAGAAUUGAACCAGUUAAAGGAAAGGGGUUUCUUGACAGAAUUAAGAAAAUUCAAUUAUGCAUACUAUCCAAGUUUCUUUAACAUCACCAUAUCAAGAGGUGAAUAUGCUUGGAAGCCUGCAAUAGUAGCCGAAAUUUCACGUGACUACCCUGGAUUGAUUUUAACUUGGUUGGAUAGUGGUACUUUUGUCAAUAAAUCAUACUUUAGACGUUUAAAAAGCGAAUUAAAACUUAAUAAAGGUUUCUUAUCACCAAGAUCUUCCGGUAACAUGAGAACUUGGACUCAUCCCGGUGUCUACAAAUAUUACAACGAAUUGAACCAAUACAAAUACAACAGAGUAACAAAUUGUAAUGGAGCAUCAAUGUCAUUUGAUACGCGUAAAGCACAAAAAUUAAUUGAUGGCUGGUACAGAUGUGCUCUGGUCAAAGAUUGUAUAGCGCCAGAAGGUAGUAGUCGUAUAAAUCAUCGUCAAGAUCAGGCAAUCAUCACUUACUUGGCAGCAAAAGAGAAAAAGUUUUGUAAGAAUAAAAAAAGUGAUCUUGGUAUUACGAGUCAUCAAGACAGAUUUUGUAAGAAAUUUAUUAUAAAUUUUGAAAGAAGCAACAAUUUAUGA